AUGUCCGUCCAGGAUCCCAAUCAACUACCAUGGGACCCCAAUUGCACACGAUUUCCCUCGCGUGCAGAACUCCCCAAGAUCCCCAAUGCCCCGGACGACGCAGCCUGGCUCGGUCGUUUGAACCUUCUCACUCCCCAGCGAGUGAAAGCCGCCGCGGGGGAGAUACGCACGGGGGAAAUGGUUCGGCUGGAUCUCCCGUUAAACGUCCCAGAGACCCCAGCCUUUGGAAGAGAAUCCUUCCAACAUAAUAUCAAAUGUCUGGUUCCCAACGUCGCCUACGAUGAUACUUAUACAUUGAACACGCAGAGUGGGACGCAAUGGGAUGGGUUUCGACAUUUUGCACAUUUGAGUAGCCAGACUUUCUAUAACGGGACCAAAUCCACCGACAUCGAAGGCCCAACCGCCAACCACCGCGGCAGCAUCCACCACUGGGCUCAACACGGCAUCGCCGGCCGAGGCAUCCUCCUCGACUACCGCCACUACGCAGAGACGCAUUCCAUCCCGUACGAUGCGUAUAGCGCACAUGCCAUAUCCCUCUCAGAACUCCAAGCCUGCGCCGCCGCACAGGGCCUCGAUCUCCGACCCGAGUCGCAAGGCGGCGACGUCAAAGUCGGAGAUAUCCUGAUGAUACGGUCGGGGUUCGUGCAGCGGUAUCACGAGUUCAGUAGCUCGACGGAGCGGAACUCCCGCGCCGCGAAUCUGCAGUGGGCCGGGCUGAAACAGGAAGACCCCAUGCUGGAUUGGCUGCAUGAUUGCUAUUUUGCUGCGCUGUGUGGGGAUUCGCCGACGUUUGAGUGUUGGCCGUCUGUUCGUGGGGAAUUGGGGUACUUGCAUCAAUAUAUCCUGGCGCUUUGGGGGAUGCCGCUGGGGGAGAUGUGGGAUCUAGAGGAUCUGGCGAGGAGAUGUCGGAGGUUGGGGAAGUGGACGUUUUUUGUUACAAGUGCGCCGGCGAAUGUUGCAGGCGGUGUUGGUUCCCACGCCAAUGCAACGGCAAUCCUAUAG
Aspergillus tanneri is the source of this 1002-nucleotide messenger RNA. RefSeq lists its product as uncharacterized. The transcript has 6 exons. Bases 1 to 1002 code for a protein of 333 amino acids. The record is from RefSeq and is a predicted model, not a curated record. Gene Ontology annotation, molecular function: arylformamidase activity. NCBI's taxonomy places the organism in Eukaryota, Fungi, Ascomycota, Eurotiomycetes, Eurotiales, Aspergillaceae.